Malania oleifera is the source of this 732-nucleotide messenger RNA. Its product is annotated as basic leucine zipper 9-like. Gene Ontology annotation, molecular function: DNA-binding transcription factor activity. Bases 1 to 732 code for a protein of 243 amino acids. The transcript has 6 exons. Lineage: Eukaryota; Viridiplantae; Streptophyta; Magnoliopsida; Santalales; Ximeniaceae. Gene Ontology annotation, biological process: regulation of DNA-templated transcription. The record is from RefSeq and is a predicted model, not a curated record.
AUGGAGGAGGAUCAUCAUCAGGUGUUGCAGGGAGUUACGGGAGAACUGAAGAACUGCCCGUCGGAGUUGGGUCUGCAGGCGCUUCUCAUGGCUCCCCUCGAUGAUAACUACUUGUCGAAGAUUGAACUUGGAGCAAACACAAAGGCUUUGCCUUUUUGGCGGGGAGGGGAUGAGGGCCUUUGCUGUAAUCAAGGCGUGGAGACAGAAGCUGGUCCAUCUGAGCGGAGCAGGGAUCCCUUUGAUUAUAAGCGCCUUAAAAGGAUGGCUUCAAACCGGGAGUCCGCCAGGCGAUCAAGACAAAGAAAACAACAACAGCAGGAAGAGCUCGAGGCAGAGGUUGAACAACUGAAAAGAGAACAUGCAUCUUUGUCUAAACAUUUUUCAAAUCUUAAAGAAAGGUCCCGAGAUGCUUGGAUGGAGAACCGAUUACUUAAAGCAGAUGUGGAAGCUUUGAAAGCCAUGAGGCUAUUGGACGAGGAGAGGAGGGCUGCACGACACUGCCAAACCUGCCAUGUAGGCGGAGGUCAUGCCUCUUCUGUUCGAAUGUAUGUUUCUGGUCAGAAUUCAACUCCUGGAAUGCAAAAUUUCAAUGCCGGCAUCAAUAAUGGAGUAAUGGGCGAUGCUGUAAGAUGUGCCACUGAUACGCAUCCACCUCCCAAUGAAUUGGUAGGAAGCUCUUGCAAUGCCCAACAUGUUUAUGAUGAAAUCUCAAGUGUUUGGAAAGAAGUUUAA